AUCUGAGCAUCAACCAUCUUAGGUUUGAAGUGUUCCAAGAACAAAAUAUAAAAAUGAAAUUGUUCGUGAUCGCCGCCCUCGUCGCCGUGGCCGCUGCCGGUCGUCUGGAACACCUGGAACGCUCCUACCUUCCUCCCGACAACUCCGUCGGAGUCGCCAGGUCCUCCUUCGGUUCCAACGGAGGCUUCGGCUCCGGCUCUCACGGAUCCUUCGGAUCUAACUCUGGUGCCUUCGGUGCCGCUGGAGCAGGUCUGCAGGGCCGCAAUGCUGGAGCUCGUUACUCUGGCGCCACCUCCAACCAGUACCUGCCUCCUGACCAUGGACCUUCUGGUGCUCAGGGUGCUCCUCAGUUCGCUGGCUCUUUAACCGGUUUCGGUGGCCAGAACUUCCGUAGCCAGCAGCAAUACAGCGGUCACGGUGCUGGUCAUGGCGCCGCCCAUGGUAUCGCUCAGCAAUACUCUGCUCCUAGCUCCCAAUUCGGAUCUCAGGGAUCCAACGCCUUUGGAUCUCACCAAGGAUCCAACGCUUUUGGAUCUCACCAGGGAUCCAACUCCUUCGGUGCCAACUACCAGGGUCAGUACUCCCAGCAGUCUGCCGCCACCAGCCGUCAGUACCUGGCUCCCAACACCGGCUCCUACCAGAACCCUCCCCAGCAGGCCUUCGACGAACAAACUGGAUACCACUACUAAGAAGCGUCAUGAUAUUUUAGUCAAUUGAAAUUUCUGUAUGUAUAAUUAAUAAAUGAC
Molecule: messenger RNA, 746 nt
Organism: Spodoptera exigua (beet armyworm)
Lineage: Eukaryota; Metazoa; Arthropoda; Insecta; Lepidoptera; Noctuidae
Source: the annotation of a GenBank genome assembly